This is a messenger RNA of Thunnus maccoyii (southern bluefin tuna), 2912 nucleotides long. It is a transcript of the gene cdc42ep1a, whose product is annotated as CDC42 effector protein (Rho GTPase binding) 1a. The record is from RefSeq and is a predicted model, not a curated record. NCBI's taxonomy places the organism in Eukaryota, Metazoa, Chordata, Actinopteri, Scombriformes, Scombridae. The transcript has 4 exons. Bases 754 to 1950 code for a protein of 398 amino acids.
CGGCGCACCAGCGGGACAGUCCGGCUGCACCACCGGCUCCCUCCGACCCGACGAACUUUCAAAUAUAUAUUUCUGUUGGAAAGAUAAUUAAACCGGAGUCAACUCCUCUCCAUUUCCUCGUGUCGCAGUUUCCUGAGGAAUCAGUUUGACUGAACCACUGGUCCAGCCCACCAGAGCUGGAGCAGCCAAGCCUUGCUCCAGAAGAGAAGCACCCAACCGGGGGUAACAGAGACGAUGAAGGAUUAGGGGAUAAUCCAGGAUGGUUCCAUGGUGCGACCACAGAACUGUUUGCAGCUGGACUCGGACCUAUUUCUGAGCUCAUGUCGACAAAGCCAAAGCCCAAAGCAAGUGGGGGAAACCAGGCGACCUGACCACACUCCAACUGGCUCGGCUGCUUCCAGGAACACAACUGCAUAGUGUUCUCCUCAAUUUAUGUCCGUUUAAUUCAGCCAGCUAUGCAUAACAACAAGCUACAAAGAGUGGGACAGAUUUUGGCUUGCACAUGAUAAACAGAGAUAAUAUUCCAGUGAACUAUUUGGCGCUGCAGGCCUGGAGUUCAACUCUUCAGCCGUAGAAAUUACAUGGUUUCAAGAUCUUGGAAUAACCUUGGAGAGCUUGAUUUUGGCAUAAAUCUAAGAGGAGAAAAGUUGAACUUUAUAGUUCAGUUUUGCCAUUCAGUGGGAUUAAAGGCAAUUUCAGACAUUGUUUGAGGUGUAUUUUGAAGAAAUAAAAAGCCAUUCACUUUUCGUGACCAUGAAUCUUCAGGAAAAGCUCUCAGGCCUUAAAGGUCUUGUCUCUCAUAGCAAGCGCCGCUUUAAAGGCGACCUCACGGUGGACAUGAUCAGCCCCCCUCUGGGUGACUUCCGCCACACCAUGCACGUUGGCCGUGGCGGCGAUGUGUUCGGGGACACCUCCUUCCUCAGCAACCAUGGCGGGACAGCCAACGGGAACAACGCGGAAACGGAUUCUAUCUCCAACCCUGACAACAAGAUCGGGGCGUUCUUCUCCAGGACCAUCCGUCAAAUCAGGAGGAGCUCAGACAACCGACCCAGAGAAGGAUCCAAGGAUCUGUCGCCGCCGCCUCCCGCCGUUUCUCCCAUAAUCAAGAACGCCAUCUCCCUCCCCAGGCUGGAUGUGGAUAUGCCCAAUGGGAGUCCCACUACCAAAGUGCUCUUCCCCAGUUCUCAAAGCACUCCAGAGGAGAAGAAAAGCUCUUAUGGGCUGGAGUCUGGUUUCGUCACUCUGCCUCGCCUCUCCCGCUCUGAGCGUCAGCAGCCCUCCAUCUCCAUCCCCAUCUCCUGCUCCCCUGGCAUCCACCGCGGCUCUCUGACCGACCCCACUGAUGCCAUCUUAUCCACCUGCUCUGCCUCGAUUGUGACCUCCGACCCCAAACCCACUACCACCGCCUACUCUGACUCCCUUCCCUCCCUCACCUCCCUGGACACCUUCACCUUUGACCUCGGCCCCUCCCUCAUGAGUGAGGUUUUUGGGCUAAUCGACAGCCAACCAGAGGAGCAUAGCCACGCCUGGGAGGGAGAAGAGUUGGGGUCAGCAUGCGGGUUGACCAACGAUGGAUCGGAGAUGGACUCAGCCACUAUCUCAUACGUGGAUUCCCUGCUGAAGGAGGACUGCGGGGGCAGGAAGAGCCCGCACGGGGCCGAAUGGGAUGAGGAGGGGGGUAGUGUGACGGAGGUGAACGGAGUCGGGCUUUCUGUUAAAGUACCUGAUGUUGUGAUGGGCUCACCUGAGCGGGUGAGGUUAGGGAUGGCGAUGGAGAGUGAGCGGUUCCAGAGCGCCACAGAUGUGCUUGCACGCCAUUAUGGGGUCAGCGGCCUCUUAAAGGGACAGAGCAGGAUGGAGGCUGCUGAUUCAGAGAGGAUGACCGUCAGCCAGCCACAGAAGAAAAUGUCCUACAGUUACAUGGAUGAUGAGGAUGAAAUCAAGGUCUAAGCUGAGGAAAUUGGAGAAGUUUUGACACUUAACUAAAAAAUCUUUUUCUGAUGUAUGAUUCCUCUUUAGUUCCAAUCAAUCAUCUAAAAUCUUAUUAUGGUCAAUGAGGCUGGCUCGGUGGAACCCUUUCUUUUAUGCAAUGACACUGCAAGGAUAUACAAUUUUGAUGCAAACCUGUUUCUGAAUGUAUCUAAAAGAAGUGAAAGACUCUUCCAAGCUCCGCACAAAAAGACAAACAGCUUCUUUUUAAAAGGUUAUGACUCAAACAAAGAGGAGGCAUAGAAAGUGAGGAUGUACCAGAGAAUGUGGUCAGAUCGCAAGCGACUCAAAGGAAACACCAACAUUACUCAAUGUAGAAGUUGUAAGGCUUGUAAUUCACUUUAUGCUUCACACACUUCUUCUCAUAUGAGAGGAAAAUAUUCUCAGCGCAAGUCCAUGUCACUAAAGAAGAGGAUGUGGGGAGAUUUAAACUAAUUCCAACCUUUUGGCAUCACUACAAUCUCUUGUCAACUUUUCACUCAGGAAUACACUAACAAGAAAGAAAAAGGGAAGAUUAUUAACGAGAGAUCUGGAAUCUCAGGAUUUGUUAAUAGAUAGAUAGACCAGGAAAAUGCAAACAUCUCAGUUAUUAAACUACACGGACUGAGGGAAUAUGACAAGUAAUACCGGUAUUUGCUAGUUGCAACUAAAGGCUGAACCAUAUAAAUGUUCAUUUUAUGCUGCAGACCUUCUAUAUAAAUACUCUGUGCACCUUUUAUGAUUAUGAAGUCUGACUCCUGUAUGGCUUUUUAUAGAAGAAUCCUCAUUUAUAUGUUCUUUUAUACAAAUGUACAUAAAGAUAUCAACUGACCUCCUAUAAAUAUGCACCUUCAGUACAUAGUGCAGUUCACAUCCAUAUGCUGCAGUCAAUACCAAUGAUAUACUAUGAUGUUAUAAAUUGACAAUAAAUAUGUUUUUAAAUA